Molecule: messenger RNA, 1685 nt
Organism: Nicotiana tabacum (common tobacco)
Lineage: Eukaryota; Viridiplantae; Streptophyta; Magnoliopsida; Solanales; Solanaceae
Source: RefSeq, a predicted model, not a curated record
AAUUGGAAGUUUCUGAUCAUUAUCAUUGGCAACGGACAGGCUGUUGUGACUAUGUUCAACUUCCAGCAAUAUAGACAUAUUCAAGCACCAGGCUGGACUCUGGGAUGGACAUGGGCGAAGAAGGAAGUAAUAUGGAACAUGAUGGGAGCUCAAACAACAGAGCAAGGAGAUUGUUCGAAAUUUAAAGGAAACAUUCCCCAUUGUUGCAAGAAGGAUCCAACCGUUGUUGACUUACUGCCCGGAACUCCUUACAACCAGCAGAUUGCAAAUUGCUGCAAGGGAGGAGUGAUCAACUCAUGGGGCCAAGAUACUGCAACUGCUGUUAGCUCAUUCCAAGUCAGUGUUGGUGCUGCCGGAACAACCAAUAAAACAGUUAGAGUUCCUAAGAACUUCACCUUAAAGGCACCUGGGCCUGGUUAUACUUGUGGACCCGCUAAAAUUGUUAAACCCACUAAGUUCGUUACUCAAGAUGGGAGACGAGUAACACAAGCCAUGAUGACUUGGAAUGUCACGUGCACAUACUCACAGUUCCUAGCUCAAAAAACUCCCACAUGCUGCGUCUCUAUCUCAUCCUUCUACAAUGACACAAUUGUACCGUGUCCAACAUGCACUUGUGGCUGCCAGAAGAAUGGCACUCAGCAUGGAAAUUGUGUAGAUCAAGACGAACCGCACUUAGCUUCAGUUGUUUCAGACCAUGGAAAGAAGAAUACUUAUGCUCCUUUGGUUCAGUGCACAAAUCAUAUGUGCCCUAUUAGAAUUCAUUGGCAUGUGAAACUCAACUACAAGGAGUAUUGGCGAGUGAAGGUCACUAUAACUAACUUCAAUUACAAUAUGAAUUAUACACAAUGGAACUUAGUUGUCCAGCAUCCCAACUUUGACAACCUGACUCAGUUAUUCAGCUUCAAUUACAAGUCACUAACACCUUAUGGAGCAAUAAAUGACACUGCCAUGUUAUGGGGUAUGAAAUUCUACAACGAUCUGCUCAUGCAAGCGGGUCCUUUAGGAAAUGUCCAGUCAGAGCUUCUAUUCCGCAAGGAUUUAUCGACUUUUACUUUUGACAAGGGGUGGGCUUUCCCCCGCAGAGUUUAUUUCAAUGGUGAUAACUGUGUCAUGCCGCCUCCUGAUUCAUAUCCAUAUAUGCCAAAUGCUGGUACCCUAUGGAAGGUUUCUUCACUAAAGUUAGUGGUGACGCUGAUGCUCUCUACAGCCUUCUUCUUUGCAUUUAUUUAGAAGCCUCUCGUUUGGAUAAAUGCCAAGUGUCUGUCUCAGUAAGUUAUCUUUGGAUUGAUUCACUCCCACUGCUGAUAGAACUGAUUGGAGUAUUGCCUGAGCAGUGACGCCGACCAUUCUUAUGGAUUCGGGUAAUACUUGUUCGAGGCAAAUAUUAGUUUCAUCUGCAUACUCGUAAGGGCUGGUGGAAUGGCUGCCAUAAUUUUCCUUCAGGAGUUGUAUCCAAUGUGUUUCUACUGUGGUGUAUUCAUUUUUGUUAUGUAGAUUUCUCAAAUUCAUAGUGAUCUCAGAUUUGUAUGAGAAUAAAGACCAUUUACAAACAGAUAGAGUUAAAUUAUUUGAUAUUCUUUAGUGCUCUAUUUUUCUGUACCAUCACCAUGUAACCACUUUCUACAUUGUAAAAAAGAUUAUGUGUUUUUCUAGCGUUUAUAGUACAUUCGAUAAUUCCUGUCCUU